This is a messenger RNA of Funneliformis mosseae, 168 nucleotides long. Lineage: Eukaryota; Fungi; Glomeromycota; Glomeromycetes; Glomerales; Glomeraceae. The record is from the annotation of a GenBank genome assembly.
AUGCCGAAAGUUCAAAAGGCUAACCUCGGAUCUAUGAAUAAAGUUGAACAAGGUCCCUUGCUUAACGAAAAGAAAAGCAACAAGUUAUCAAGGAAGAAUUUCUUAACACAAAACUUGGAACAACGUGCCUAUCGAAAUAAGGCUGAUAAUGAAGCGAUGUUACAAUAG